This is a messenger RNA of Didymodactylos carnosus, 386 nucleotides long. Lineage: Eukaryota; Metazoa; Rotifera; Eurotatoria; Philodinida; Philodinidae. The record is from the annotation of a GenBank genome assembly.
CCAUAUUUGUUCCACUAAAUACACCAGUGAGCUAUUACGAAGUUUUACAAUCAACAUUAAAAUUUCAAUGUGUGGCUAUUGGUUACAGACUAAUGAAAUAUGUACAUGAUCAAACAAAACUCUAUGGUAUCGUUAUAAAUCCAAAUAAACAGGAGCAAAUAAUAUUUGGACACAAUGAUAAAAUUAUUGUUUUAGCUGAUCAGACAGUUAUAUCCUCGCGUUUUCAGCAACAGAUUUCGAAUAGACCACCUGAUGAGACCGUUGAGCAUCGGUCGAAAAGGCGUCGUGGGGCUGAAUUUUUUUAUAUUUCUUUUGUCACUGUUCUUAAAUCUAUAACAAACAAUAGCAGUCCACAAAUUCAAAAAAGUUAUAAAAAUGAUUUAUAG